GGGCUGUGCUGGGCUCUUUCCAUCCCCGUCAUUUCUAUCUGACGCUAACGGGGUCACAGCCGACGGCAGAGCUGCCAUGAGGGGUUCCUAAGUGGGAUCGGGUAAAAAUGGGCUGCUGAUGCCAGCCAUGCUUCCGGUGGUGAACUUUGUAACCUGAUUCAUUCAGUAGCUGACCAACACACCGAGACACCUGAGAGUUUUGCAGUCCUUACCUAACAGCAAGCUAAUCCGUAACAGUCUGCUCUCCAUCCACCUACAGGAACACAGCUACAGAUCCACUGGGCCAAAUGGUUCUUCCUCAUUCCACCCUCUUCUCUACCUCUCAGUUCUUCAGUGAGGGCUGAAGUUGCUGAGGACUUUUCUGAUACAGCUGUGCACUUUUCAGCCAGCAGCAAGACCUGCAAUGACUUGCAUCGCAAAGAAGUGUGGCAUUCGCUUUCAGCCUCCAUCUGUGAUCCUGAUCUACAAGGAGGAGGACAAGACUCGCCGGCGCAUCAUGCCUGUCCGAAAUUUCUCCCAGUUCUCAGAUUGUGGCAUCGCUGCUGAGCAGCUGAAGAAUAACCCUCGGCACAAAGCAUACCUGGAAGGAGUCUCACUGCGUCAGCUGAAGAAGCUGCACAGUUUGCUGAGAGGCCACUUGAGGGGAGAGAGUCUGGCUGAGAGCCUGGAAAAGAUUCAGCAGGAAGAGACCAUUGACCCCGAGGAGGACAUGAACAAACUGGACGACGAGGAGCUAGCCAAAAGGAAGAGCAUCAUGGAUGAGCUCUUUGAAAAGAACAGGAAGAAGAAGGACGACCCGGACUUUAUCUAUGAUAUCGAGGUAGAAUUUCCACAGGAUGAGCAGCUGGAGUCCUGUGGCUGGGAUGUGGAGUCAUGUGAAGAAGUCUGAUUCCAGACCAAGACAACCUAGAUGGGCAGAGACAGAUCCCAUAUUCCUAGGAGAGAACAAUGUCAUCCUGCUUCCUCCACUGCAGCUUCUUCUGUUUGUGCAGUUGACGCUCUUUACAUUGGCCACAGAGAAUCUGAGGCUUAAUGUUACAGCAGUUUCAGGUUUGUGUACAUUUUAAGAAGUUAAACUGAGAAAGCUGAAACAGGGCAGCUGAACGUGGUGGCUGUUUUUACUCUUUUUCUAUAUAAGAUGCCCAAAAUACUUUUAAAUGAUUUAUCUUUCAUUUUGUUUACAUCUCAGCCAGCUCUGGCUGAAAACCUCACCAAUGUGUUUUCCUGUGAUUUCAGCUUUGUCUGAAAAUGAAAUGUUAAAUGUUUAUACAUUGGAAGUAUUCCUUUUUAUUGUCUGCCUAUGGCAUUUAUUACUAUUUGUUGGAAUGUUAAAUAUACAUUCAGAUAAAUGAGUGUUUCAAUGAGAAUAUUACUGUCACGUUCCCUCAGUAGAGGUUACAUCUGCAGUUUCAGGUUGCACAGAUUAAAUCCUUCAUUUAAAAGAACUGAAUAUUUAAAAAACAAGUCUGUCUUGAAAGUACUUUGGAGAUGCAGUGAAU
Messenger RNA from Lagopus leucura (white-tailed ptarmigan), 1499 nucleotides. It is a transcript of the gene CEP19, whose product is annotated as centrosomal protein 19. Gene Ontology annotation, biological process: microtubule anchoring at centrosome; trans-Golgi to periciliary membrane compartment transport. The record is from RefSeq and is a predicted model, not a curated record. Lineage: Eukaryota; Metazoa; Chordata; Aves; Galliformes; Phasianidae. Bases 404 to 889 code for a protein of 161 amino acids. The transcript is spliced from 3 exons. Gene Ontology annotation, cellular component: centriole; centrosome; spindle pole.